UUAUUUUUUUGUCAACAACAAAAGAUUGCGUUGGCAAAAACAGUGACCAGAAAAUGGCUAGCGCUUUCCUGUUGACUGCUGCUCCAUUUCUGCCUUCCCAAGAGAAUGAAGUGAGUGGUCUUUUGGGACAGUUGAGGAGCUCAUUCCAUGGCAAAGUACGAUAUAAACAAAGUUUUCUAAGAAGAGAAUUCAAUAGUCCUCGUGGAGGCAGAAUUGUUGUUGCGUCAGUGCUUGGAAGGAAGGUCCAGAAGAAAGAAACUGUGAUUCCUGACCCAGAUUAUCGCAUACCAAUUGUCCUACUUGGUCUAGCUGGUGGAUUGGCUUAUUCAAAUAACCUAUUACCAGCUGCACCUUUUGGUCUACUUGGAUUGCUCCUAUUGUUCCAGACAACCAGAGUGAGAUUUGUGUUUGAUGGGGAUGCAUUGGAGGUGAAAGUAGGAGACCAGCUUGAUGAUUCAGGUGAAAAUGUCUUUGUGGGUGGAAAAAACCGUUGGAAAUACUCAACAUUUGUGAAUUGGGAACUUUGGUGGCCAAGUUUCCCCGUUCUGGUGUAUUUUAAGGAAACACAAACAAAGCCUGAAGGACAAGUUCACUUCUUCCCAGUAAUUUUUAAUGGAAAGCAACUCUACGAUGUUAUGGUAGAAAGAGCUGGUCCUUCAAAAACUAGUGGUCCAAAAUAAUCCUGAAGACUUGGACUUUCACGAUGACAUAUUCUCAAUAUCAAACUUUAAAAGCAUAAGGUGAAGACUUGUUGCCUAUCAUUUUAUUUGAAGCUUCAUGAAGUACAUAUUUUACUCUAGACUGCACCCUAUCGUCAUCAGACCAAUCAUCUCUGGUUCAAAAUUUGUACUGUCCUGCAAUGGUAGACAUUCAACUAUGCAAGAUGUAAGACUCAACUGUCCUGCAAUUGCAGACAUUCAACCAUGCAAGAUGUAAGACUCAAGGGUUAACACUUUAUAUGUUGUAGCUUUAGGUUUUUUUCAGUGGUCUAUAUUUGGCCAAUUGUAAUACAUUAUUCUGAUCAGUCUGAAACAGUUUUGCCGGGAGGCCGAGAGCCAACUUGGUUUGAAUCUAAAAACUUAAGGAAAGUCAGAAACAAGUAAAACAGUCCUUUGCUAGCUCAAA
Molecule: messenger RNA, 1125 nt
Organism: Theobroma cacao (cacao)
Lineage: Eukaryota; Viridiplantae; Streptophyta; Magnoliopsida; Malvales; Malvaceae
Source: RefSeq, a predicted model, not a curated record